Molecule: messenger RNA, 2346 nt
Organism: Eurypyga helias (sunbittern)
Lineage: Eukaryota; Metazoa; Chordata; Aves; Eurypygiformes; Eurypygidae
Gene: JHY
Product: chromosome unknown open reading frame, human C11orf63
Exons: 8
Coding region: 1-2346 (781 amino acids)
Biological process (GO): axoneme assembly
Source: RefSeq, a predicted model, not a curated record
AUGGAAUGUUCAGAUAUGAAGCAUAUUUCAGAUUCUUCUUCACACCAUCACAACAUGAGUAAAACACACGUUCCUCAAAAUGUACUCAUGCAGCCAGGUUUUCAUCCUGCAAAUUGGAAGAGGCCAUCUGUAAUGGAAGAGAGCUUUGCCUUAAGCCUAACCGACUCCCAGGAGUCUGACUUGGAAAGCCUUGUUCGGGAGAGACAGUAUCAGUUAGAACUCCAGCAUCGCAUUCAUGAAACCGCGGAGCUGGUAGGACUGUAUUCUGAUGAACUGGAGGAUGACAGCUUAGAGGAAGAUGGCUUGGAGGAGAUGAGUUUAAAAGAACAAGAUGGAGCUGAAUGUGACACAAAUGGAUAUACAAGUGGAGUACAAAAGGAUGGUGGUAAUAGAAGUAAACAACAGCCUGUGGACAAAUAUUUUGGCCUAAGGUACAAUCCUAAUUGGAAGUACGGAAAAAGGGCAGCAGAAUUUUCUCAGGCAGAAAAAGCAUGUCAAGUUGCUGGAGAAAGCAGUGUGGACUUUGCACAAGAUUCGUUUUACCUCCAUUCCAGUAGCUCCCCAGAAGAAAAGAAUCAGCAGAAGGCAACGUCACAACAUUCAUUCUCAGCGCUGGGUACAGAAUUACAGAGCUUUUGCCAACCAAAUGGAGUGGUCAACAGUGAACCUUUUAGGCUACACACCGAAGGGAUAAAAUCUGCAGAUGUCCAUCAUUUCAAAGAUCAUCACAGUACACACAGCAGUGCUUUUUCUCUUCAGAUUCAAGAUGAUCAACCACAAAGAGAAAAAAAAGACUUCGUGGAAAAAAAUAAACAGACUUUGGGGUUACAGACAAAGAUGAGCUCCUAUUUUCAGUUACACAGUAAAAAGCAGGAAUUUCUUCAAGAGCAGGUUACAGAUCCUAAAACUGUUGAUGAGGAACCAGUUCAGAGUGUCCUACCACUCCAGACUGUGAAAACGAAGCCUGAAGACAAAUGGUACCAGAAAGUACAGCAGCUCAAGGAUUGUCAACAUAAGGCCUACCAGAAAAAAAAAGUAGGACCCCACCAGAGUCACAAAGGGAGGGCUCUCCCAAGGAACAAAAGCCAACAACCACCAAGAAGACCAGCAGAACCAAAGUCUUGGCACCACAGGCACCACCAAAUAUCAGAAUUUCAGAGUGUUCCCAUGCAGGCAGUGGAGCAAGACAACAGCAGAGCACUGGAGAAACGGCUGUACGCAAAUCCUUCUGUUGGCCCUGACACUAAUGCAGCAAAUUCAGAUACUUGCUUAAAUAAUUUCCCAAAUUCAAGACAUUUUGUUAAUCAGGAUUUUACCACAUUUGCUGAUGCUUUUGAUCCAACAUUACAUACAUGUAACCCAGCAGAGGUUGUACCUCCAGUGUAUAUCAGCAAGGAGAACAAGAUAUAUCAGCAUGAUUCUCCAAAUGGACUUCCACGUGACCCGCAACAUUUAAACAACGAUGUCACUGUGCAGCUUUUCGCAAGAGAUAACAGUACCAAUGGUCAAGCACAUCCAGAUCAGAGGAAUAUUUCAUCUGCUUUUAAUGCCAAAUUUCAAGAACCGGUGAAGGAUGAAGUAUCACUUCAGAGUUGCAAAAGACACAUGUAUGUGGAUAAAAGGUACCAGAACAAUGCUAUCUGUAGUUUAAGGCCUUCUCAGUCUCCUGUUCACAAGUCACCAACAGCCCUUUGUACCACCUCCCAAAUGAUUUACACAUUUACACAAAUGAUGGAGCAACAUCACCAAGAAAUGACUCGUUUGAGAGAAGCUGUCUUACUUGACAGGCACUUGUUCAACCAACUUCCACCUAUAAUCCCACAUGCAGAAAGUGGUUCAAAGGUAGUUCCAGAGACCCGUGAAAGAAAUCAAGCAAAAGUAAGCCAAAGCAACUCAGAAGGAUACAUCAUGCAAUUGGAAAAGCAGAACCAGCCUAAAAUCAGCAAGAAGCCAUGUAUAAAUCUGAACGUGAACCUUGGAGGCCUUGGACCUGACUAUGAAGCCAUCAGAGAGAAGAAAGAGAAGCUAAAGAAACAAAAGGAAUAUGCAAAGCAAAUUAAGGAACACAAUAAGAAAAACAUUGCUUCGCUUCAGAGGUUACCUAUAAAACCCCAUGUCAAAUCUUCAGUGUCAAGACAGAAGGCACUGGAAUAUGCUAAGAAGAUUCCUAGACCAAAGGCUUUCACGGCAAGACAUUCAGAUGAAGAGAUGAAAGAGGGAAGAGUUCUGCCACAGACUUUAGAUGGGAACAGUUUAGCUCAAAUUGCAUCCUUGGAAACUUUGCAAAAUAGACAUCUGAAGGAGAAGCAAGUUAUAGCUGCUUUCAGAACCCUUCAUAUCUUAUAA